AUGACUACCAAGGAGAAGCUGAUCACCCAUGUGUUGGCUGGUGAGCCUGUUGGCUCCCGGAGCAAGGUGACAGUGGUUGGCGUCGGCAUGGUUGGCAUGGCCUCCGCAGUCAGCGUCCUGCUCAAGGUGAGACCGAUGGAGGGGGUGGGGUGGGGGGACUCACUUACAAAAAAAGAGAGCAGUUUUGAAACUGCAGUAAAAGUGCAGUAACUGUAGUCGACUGUGAUAUGUUGGACGUAGUACUUGCAGAAUAACUGUAACUUGCAGAAUAACUGCACUGUAACUGCAGUUUCAUUGCAAAAUUGCUGCAGUAAAAAAACAGUUAUUUUGGAUGCAGUAUUUGCAGCUUACUGCAGUCUGACUGCAAUAUUUUUUCAUAAGGGGUGAAGCAUUGGUGUAGGCAGUGGGAAUGAGGGCGGUAGAGGACAGAGGUAAGGGGUGUUUAGGUAAAGUGCAUGAAAAUGAAUGUACGUAUGAAGUUAGACAGGCAUGACUAGGACACAAUAUCCAGGGUCGUGUUCAUUAGGUACCAAACGGAAAAAUACAUACCUAAACACAGAGGGACUGCAUGGACUUGUCCAAUAGGACCUUGUUUUCUGUUCUAAAAUGUAAAAAAAAAAAAAAUUGGGCCGUGCCCUAAUGAACAUGACUCAGGCCAUCACCUCCACUGUUCUAACUGGUAUGAGAGAAGAUUAGAGAAAAUAACACAGGAAUCUGUUCAAGGGCUCCAAGAUCUCUGGUCUAAAACCCAACCCCUCUGUAUUCAGCCUGGCUUUGUCUUAUAUACCACCAGCCAGAGAAAACAGGGUAAAUGAAGUGAAGCUGAUAAGUGAAGUACAUUCUGGAAAUGUUUGAUGGAUUCCAGUUCUCUCUACCCCGGGGCGUGUCAGAAACAUUGAUAUACGUUUUUACACUUUAGCUGUCGUUACACCUUGCAUUAACAUUCCACUGGGCACACACUGGUUGAAUCAUUGUGAAAAUUACAUUGAACCAACAUGGAAUAGACAUUGAUUGGAGGUCUGUGCCCAGUGGGAUGUAGUUGUCGUCAUCCGAUCAAGAUGAUCCGAACACUAUCUGAUCGAGAUUUGUUGCGUCUAUACAUGAUAAUAAAAUGUGUCUCUUAUCUGCCCACUGCAUCCGUAUUGUGACCAAAAUCCCUGGUCACUCCCUGUAUGCAAAUUAAUGCAAGCUGCCUUGGACCUCUCAUUAUGACACAAGCUUUAUAAAUCGACAGAAAACAGCACACUUUUAUGGUCAAUAAUUUUACACUCUCAUCAUCACAGCCUAAAUUUGUUAUCCAACAAUUUAAGACUGGGUGUAAUAGGCUACUGUCCCAAUAUCCUCGACCUGUCCACAGCCGUAGAAAUAAAUAUUAUUUCAUAUAUCCUCUUGUUUUAAAAACAGUAAACCAGCUUUGUAGGCCUAGGUGCAUUGGUUGUGUUUAGGCAGGUCUUAAGAAGAAUUAGCAUACCAAACAUUUGUAUUUCGAAGAACCUCUAAUGCGAUAACCUAUAGCAAGACGCGUGGUCAAAUUAUGAAAAUUGAUAAAAGUGAGAAUAGAUUUUUUUUUAAUGGAAAGGGUCAUGCAUGUAAAGCAAAUACUAUGACUUUAUAAAGGAAUAAAGUGUGAAACCAAAAGUAGGCAUACACACAGAAAGCUAUGCACAUCAGUUUGGACAUAUUCUGAACUUUUACUUUUGUUUUUUUCCCCCUCAUCAAUCUACACACAAUACCCCAUAAUAACAAAGCAAAAACAGGUUUUUAGAAAUGUUUGCUAAUAAAAAAAAGAUUAGCUGAAAUAUUACAUUUACAUAAGUAUUCAGACCCUUUACUCAGUACUUUGUUGAAGCACCUUUGGCAGCUUGGCACACCUGUAUUUGGGGAGUUUCUCCCAUUCUUCUCUGCAGAUCCUCUCAAGCUCUGUCAGGUUGGAUGGGGAGCGUAGCUGCACAGUUCUUUUCAGGUCUCUCCAGAGAUGUUCGAUCAGGUUCAAGUCCAGGCUCUGGCUGGGCCACUCAAGGACAUUCAGAGACUUGUCCUGAAGCCACUCCUGUGUUGUCUUGGCUGUGUGCUUAGGGUCGUUGUCCUGUUGGAAGGUGAACUUCACCACAGUCUGAAGUCCUGAGCCCUCUGAAGCAGGUUUUCAUCAAGGAUGUCUCUGUACUUUGCUCCGUUCAUCUUUGCCUCGAUCCUGACUGGUCUCCCAGUCCCUGCCGCUGAAAAACAUCCCGACAGCAUGAUGCUGCCACCACCAUGCUUCAACAUAGGGAUGAGGCCAGGUUUCCUCCAGACUUGACGCUUGGCAUACAGGCCAAAGAGUUCAAUCUUGGUUUCAUCAGACCAGAGAAUCUUGUUUCUCAUGGUCUGUGAGUCUUUAGGGGCCUUUUGGCACUCCAAGCGGGCUGUCAUGUGCCUUUUACUGAGGAGUGGCUUCCGUCUGGCCACUCUACGAUAAAGGCCUGAUUGGUGGAGUGCUGCAGAGAUAGCUUUCCUUCUGGAAAGUUCUCCCAUCUCCACAGAGGAACUCUAGAGCUCUGUCAGAGCGACCAUUGGGUUCUUGGUCACCUCCCUGACCAAGGCCCUUCUCCCCCGAUUGUUCAGUUUGGCCGGAAGGCCAGCUGUAGGAAGAGUCUUGGUGGUUCCAAACUUCUUCCAUUUAAGAAUGAUGGAGUCCACUGUGUUCUUGGGGACCUUCAAUGCUACAGAAUUUUUUUGGUACCCUUCCCCAGAUCUGUGCCUCGACACAAUCCUGUCUCGGAGCUCUACGGACAAUUCCUUCAACCUCAUGGCUUGGUUUUUGCUCUGACCUGCACUGUCAACUGUGGGACCUAUUUAGACAGUUGUGCCUUUCCAAAUCAUGUCCAAUCAAUUGAAUUUACCACAGAUGAACUCCAAUCAAGUUGUAGAAACAUCUCAAGGAUGAUUGAUGGAAACAGGAUGCACCUGAGCUCAAUUUCUAGUCUCAUAGCAAAGUGUCUGAAUACUUAUAUAAAUAAGGUAUUCCUGUUUUCUAUUUUUAAUACAUUUGGUAAAAUUUCUAAAAAACUGUUUUCACUUUGUCAUUAUGGGGUGUUGUGUGUAGAUUGCUGAGGAUUUGUAUUUAUGUAAUCUAUUUUAGAAUAAGACUGUAACGUAACAAAAUUUGGAAAAGGUCAAGGGGUCUGAAUACUUUCCGAAGGCACUGUACAUAUACUUCAGGAUGUCGUGUAUCCCUAGACAUAAAUCAGAAUUCAUGUAAACAUUACAGUUUUGAAAACAUAGUUGUCUUUUGGCACAACGUGGGGGGUAAAUUUAGCUGCGGAACAGGGUAAGUUAAGCCGCCUACACAUUUCUGUACUGAAUGAAAUAUUACCACUACCUUUUUAAAACCAUGUCUACCUUUAUUUCCCAAACACAAUUCAACACAAUCACUUUUUGUAUUUUAAUCAUUUUAAGUAUAUUUGAACACAGGCUUAAGACCUAACAAACCCUUUGUACUUUUUUAAAAGCUUAACAUAGGCCAUUAUUGCAGUAUUACUUUAGUGCCUUGUUGCAAACAGGGUGCAUGUUUUGGAAUAUCUUUAUUUUGUACAAGCUUCCUUCUUUUCACUCUGUCAAUUAGGUUAGUAUUGUAGAGUAACUACAAGGAUCCGUCCUCAGUUCUCCUAUCACAGCCAUUAAACUCUGUAACUGUUUUAAAGUCAUCAUUGGCCUGAGAGGUUUCCUUCCUCUCCAGCAACUGAGUUAGGAAGGACGCCUGUAUGUGCAGAUAUGCAUCUUUAAAAAAGGAAGGGGCGUGGAUCAGAAAACUAGUAUCUGGUGUGACCACCAUUUGCCUCAUGCUGUUGAUUGUGGCCUGUGGAAUGUUGUCCCACUCCUCCUCAAUGGCUGUGCGAAGUUGAUGGAUAUUGGCGGGAAAACGUUGUCGUACACGUCGAUCCAGAGCAUCCCAAACAUGCUCAAUGGGUGACGUGUCUGGCUAGUAUGCAGGCCAUGGAAGAACUGGUACAUUUUCAGCUUCCAGGAAUUGUGUACAGAUCUUUGCGACAUGGGCCCGUGCAUUAUCAUGGUGAAACAUGAGGUGAUGGCGGCCGAUGAAUGGCACGAUCAUGGUGGCGGAUGAACGGCACGACAAUGGGCUUCAGGAUCUCGUCACGCUAUCGCUGAGUAUUCAAAUUGCCAUUGAUAAAAUGUAAUUGUGUUUGUUGUCCGUAGCUUAUGCCUGCCCAUACCAUAACCCCACGGACACCAUGGGGCACUCUGUUCACAACUUUGACUUCAGCAAACCGCUCGCCUACACGUACAGUUGAAACCGGGAUUCAUCCGUGAAGAGCACACUUCUCCAGUGUGCCAGUGGCCAUCGAAGGUGAGCAUUUGCCCACUGAAGUCGGUAACAAUGCCGAACUGUAGUCAGGUCAAGACCCUGGUGAUGACAAUCUUUGGUUGUGCAAACCCACAGUUUCAUCAGCUGUCCGGGUGGCUGGUCUCAGACAAUCCCGCAGGUGAAGAAGCCAGAUGUGGAGGUGCUGGGCUGGGCUGGGGUCGUUACACAUAAUCUGCGGUUGUGAGGCCGGUUGGACGUACUGACAGAUUCUCUAAAAUGACCUUGGAGGCGGCUUAUGGUAGAAAAAUUAACAUUAAAUUAUCUGGCAACAGCUCUGGUGGACAUUCUUGCAGUCACCAUGCCAAUUGCACGCUCCCUCAAAACUUGAGACGUCUGUGGCAUUGUGUUGUGUGACAAAACUGCACAAUUUAGAGUGAACUUUUUUUUUUUCCAGGACAAAGUACACCUGUGUAAUGAUCAUGCUGUUUAAUUAGCUUCUUGAUAUGCCACACCUGUCAGGUGGAUGGAUUAUUUUGGCAAAGGAGAAAUGCUCAAUAACAGGGAUGUAAACAAAUGUGUGCAAAAACAUUUAGAGAAAUAAGCUUUCUGUGUGUAUGGUUCAUUUCUGGGAUCUUUUAUUUCACUCAUGAACAUGGGACCAACACUUUACAUUUAUAUUUUUCUUCAGUAUAAAUCAAAACUAGACGUUGAACUGACGUCUGUGCCCAGUGGGUUGGUUUUUAAUGAAGACCAUGAUCUUAAUUCUGGAGACAUUGUAGAAGUAUCCUUGUCCAUAACUAGUACCUCAACUGGCCAGUGUGACAUUUUUUAGAAGGCCGGAACACCGUGACGUUAGCCAAAUGUAUACACUUUCAUUAUCCGGAUUGGUUUACACUCCAAAGCUAUCCGUACAAGAUGCAUCUUCGGCUACCUCCGGAGGUGGUCAGGACGAUCUAGUCACAAUCAGAUCACAAUGUGUCUUUUGAUUGUCUACUCCUGUCGACAAAUGUGGGCAGAGAUCCGAAGAUCCGGACAACAGACUCAUGUUAGAACUAUAAAGUUAUAAACAGGGCUCCUGACUAUUGCAUCCCAAAAGACACCUAUACCCUAUAUAGUGUACUACUUUUGACUAGAGCCCUAUGGGCCCUUUUUUGUUUCCUCACUGGGAUAGGUUGCAUCCCAAAACAUUAGGAACACUUGCUCUUUCCAUGACAUACUGUAGACUGACAAGGUGAAUCCAGGUGAAAUAUAUGAUCCCUUAUUGAUGUCACAUGUUAAAUCCACUUCAAUCAGUGUAGAUGAAGGGGAGGGGACAAGUUAAAGAAAGAUUUUAAAGCCUUGAGACAAUUGAGACAUUAAUUUUGUGUGUGUGCCAUUCAGAUGGUGAAUGGGCAAGAUUAAAGAUUUAAGUGCCUUUGAACGGAGUAUGGUAGUAGGUGCCAGGCGCACCGGUUUGAGUGUGUCAAGAGCUGCAAUGCUGCUGGGUUUUUCAUGCUCAACAGUUUCCCGUGUAUAUCAAGAAUGAUCCACCACCCAAAGGACAUUCAGCCAACUUGACACAACUGUGGGAAGCAUUGGAUUCAACGUGGGCCAGAAUCCCUGUAGAAUGCUUUUGACACCUUGUAGAGUCCAUGCCCCAACAAAUUAAGGCUGUUCUGUGGGCAAAAGAGGGUGCAACUCAAUAUUCGGAAUGUGUUCCUAAUGUUUUGUACACUCUACGGGCCCUGGUCAAAAGUAGUACACUAUAUAGGGAAUAGAGUGCCAUUAGGGAUACACCCAAAGCCAGUGAGGAAACAAAGGCUUACAGGAAAUAGACCUCUGCUGUCCACUGUGCAGUCCAUGUCAAAUCUGCCGAGGUGAUCUGAAUGGAGAGAGCUGGGGGUAACUGGUGGGCUUGCAAGUGUGUUUUAUCCAGGCCUUGUGUUAUAAGCAAUCUGUAGAAGCCUGUUUUAUCCAGUUGAUCAAUAGGCCUAUUUGGCAUAAGACUGGAGUGAAUGAGACAAUGGACUGGAGGCAAGUGGUUUUAGGCCUCUAAGUGUGAGAUGGGCCUGGUCAGUUGUCAAAAUAACACACAGUGAAAAUACAUUUUAACCAUGCCUACAUUUCUAUAUAGGUUAUAUUGUUAAACAAUACAAAAUGUACUACUAAAUGAUGACCAUUUCACCAUUAAAUGUCUUAGUAAAAUGGAGCAGACUAUAGGGCCUGUUUCCCCGUACACAAAUAAAGCUUAGUCCAGGACUAAAAAGCAAAUUCAAUGGUGAAAUAGCUUUUUAGGACAAUAUUUUGCCCUAAUUUGUGCCUGGGAAAUCGGCCCCUUAUGUACAGUAUAGCCAUAUACUUUUCUAUAUGGAGUAUAUUCCUGAACCAUAACAUGCCUUGUUUGCGUGUGUUGACCAGGACCUGUGCGAUGAGCUGUGCCUGAUUGAUGUGAUGGAGGAUAAACUGAAGGGUGAGGUCAUGGACCUGCAGCAUGGCAGCCUCUUCUGCAAGACUCACAAGAUCGUGGGUGACAAGGGUGAGUGAAGAGUCAUAAACGUAUGCACAAACACUCUAACACACACAUACGCACAAACGAGUUGUGCACACACACAAACAUACACAUGCCCGCACAAGUUGAGCAGACACACAAAUACACAAAGGCACACACACACAAACACACACACACCAAACACACACACACACACACACACACACACACACCCUUAUUUGUUGUGGGGGUGCUCGGAACACUAGGUUGCAUUUGUGUGUGUUUAACGUGCAUCUUAUAUCACACUCAAGACUACAGUACGACCGCCCACUCCAAGGUGGUGGUGAUCACCGCCGGUGCUCGUCAGCAAGAAGGCGAGAGCCGUCUGAACCUGGUGCAGCGCAACGUCAACAUCUUCAAAUUCAUAAUCCCCCAGAUCGUCAAGUACAGCCCCAACGCCAUCCUGCUGGUCGUCUCCAAUCCUGGUACGAGAGGAGAGAGGGAUAAUGGAGAAGGAGUGAGAGAGCGAGAGAGAGAGAGAGAGAGAGAGAGAGGGAUAAUGGAGAAGGAGUGAGAGAGAGAGAGAGAGAGAGAGAGAGAGAGAGAGAGAGAGAGAGAGAGAGAGAGAGAGAGAGAGAGAGAGAGAGAUGGAUGGAUGAAAGAGAGAGAGCAAUAGAAAAGGAAGGUAGACAGAUGGAUAGUACGAUAAAGAGAAAAUUGGAAGUGAAGGUAAUUCGGUUCAACAUGGUCCAGUAAAUUGAUCAUCACUCUAGCAUUGUGCUAAGUCAUUGAUAUGUUUGAAUAAUAUUAGUGCUGGGCUGGAACAACUCUAUGGUCAUAUUGCUGACAUCUCUGACAAAAUGUGUCACCCCCCUUCACCCCUCCUACCCUCCCUUUCAGUCCCCACCGUAUGCCCAAUCUGCAAAGUCAAUAUAGGCUAUAUAGUGAACAUUUCUACAAAGAAAACAUGUAAUUUAAGGUUAGGCUAAUGUUAGGGGUAUGGUUAAGGAUAGGGUAAAGGUUAGGGUUUGUUUUGUUAACUCAGAUGUGCUAAUAUUUGUCACCACCCUUCUCCCCCCAUCCCAGUUGACAUCCUAACCUAUGUGGCUUGGAAGCUGAGUGGUUUCCCCCGUCACCGCGUCAUCGGCUCCGGCACCAACCUGGACUCCGGUCGUUUCCGCCACCUGAUGGGCGAGAAGCUACACCUUCACCCCUCCAGCUGCCACGGCUGGAUCAUUGGAGAGCACGGAGACUCCAGCGGUAUGUAGGCUAUGGCUUCAAAUACACUCCACUCCGGAACCUGUCUGUUUGAUUACAAUAUUGUGGAAAACCUUCACGUACAUUGGUACUGUAUCUAUGACAGACAGGUAACUGACUGGAUGACUGUCUCUUCUCUUUCUCUCAGUGCCCGUAUGGAGCGGCGUGAAUGUUGCUGGUGUUUCCCUGAAGGGCCUGAACCCAGACAUGGGCACAGACGCAGACAAAGAGGACUGGAAGCACGUCCACAAGAUGGUGGUCGACGGGUGAGUCUUAUAAACACACAUUGCUAUCUGUUCAACUCAGAGCGCACCCUUUUAAAACAUUUUGCAAUGGAAAACAAGCAUUACUUAUUGGAGAAGUUCAGAUAGUACUCCAUUCAGAUAGUACUCACUCAGUUUCGACGCGUUUUCUUGCAUUUCAUGCCUAAUGAACACAACCCAGUGCUAGCAAUGCUUGGGUAAAGCAGAGCUCAGCGACUACUGUAGCACAUGACGAUACUAUUUAUAUAAUUAGAAACCUGUUGUAGUGAACUUGUAGCCUGUCAUACUUGGAAAUACUCUGCUUUUAGGACCGGUUUCAUGGACAUAGCCUAGUCCUGGACUAAAAAGCGUACUCAAUGGUGAAUCUCCACUAAAAUAGCUUUUUAGUCCAGGAUUAGGCUUAAUCUGGAAAGUGGUGCCUAGAGUUUGACUCCAAAUGAAUCAGUCUAUACUCCAUGAAUCAUUAACGCAAUGGUGGAGGUAGAGUAAAAAUUACUACAGGCCUAAUAAAAUCCAAUGGAGUUUGGAGUAAUGAGGAAGGAAUUUGGAAAACAUGCUGGACUAACACAGUAAGCACUGACUACACCAUUGACUAAAGCAGUUUACUUGUUGUUAUGGAAUGCAGAAGACUGUAAUGGUAUUACCAUUAAUUACAUGUUUUUACAAGUAAUUCACAACCCACUUUAUAACUACUUUAAUGGCAUUUGCUGUUUUCAAAAUACACUGAAUAUACAAAACAUUAAGAACACUACACUGCUCUUUCCAUGACAUAGACUGACCAGGUGAAUUCAAGUAAAAGCUAUGAUUCCUUAUUGAUGUCACUUGUUAAUUCUACUUUAAUCAGUGUAUGUGUGCCAUUCAGAGGUUGAAUGGGUAAGACAAAAAAUGUCAGGCGCACCGGCUUGUGUCAAGAACUGCAACACUGCUGGGUUUUCCACCCUCAACAGUUUCCCAUCUGUAUCAAGAAUGGUCCACCACCCAAAGGACAUCCAGCCAACUUGACACAACUGUGGGUGAGAAGCAUUGGAGUCAGUAUGGGCCAGCAUCCCUGUGGAAUGCUUUCAACACCUUGUAGAGUCCAUGCCCCGACGAAUUGAGGCUGUUUUGAGGGCAAACGAAGGGAGGUGCAACUCAAUAUUAGGAAUGUGUUCCUAAUGUUUGGUAUACUUAGUGUAUAUUUUCCGCUAAUGGUUUUUAACAUUUACAAUAGGAAAAACAACCCACAUUUCCUAUGAAAUUAUACCUUUUUUACAUUUACAUUAUUUAGCAGACGCUCUUAUCCAGAGCGACUUACAGGAGCAAUUAGGGUUAAGUGCCUUGCUCAAGGGCACAUCGACAGAUUUUUCACCUAGUCGGCUCGGGGAUUAGAACCAGCGACCUUUCGGUUACUGGCACAACGCUCUUAACCACUAAGCUACCUGACGGUUGUUUUAAAUGUUUUACCAACCUUAUAGGUUAAAGAGGUGUGUACAAUGGUGUUAAGUUAGAGGUGUAGGUUAAAGGUGUGUGUAUAAAGUUGUUAUGAAGGUUACACAUAUGUUAUAUAUAUGUGUUUAAAGGUAUUUGUAUGUGUAAUAUACACUAUAUAUACAAAAGUAUGUGGACACCCCUUCAAAUUAGUGGCUUCGGCUAUUUCAGCCACACCCGUUGCUGACAGGGGUAUAAAAUCGAGCACACAGCCAUGCAAUCUCCAUUGACAAACAUUGGCAGUAUAAUGGCCUUACUGAAGAGCUCAGUGACUUUCAAUGUGGCACCGUCAUAGGAUGCCACCUUUCCAAAAAGUCAGUUCGUCAAAUUUCUGCCCUGCUAGAGCUGCCCCGGUCAACUGUAAGUGCUGUUAUUGUGAAGUGGAAACGUCUAAGAACAACAAUGGCUCAGCCACGAAGUAGUAGGCCACACAAGCUCACAGACGGGACCACCGAGUGCUGAAGCGCGUAGCGCGUAAAAAUAAUCUGUCCUCGGUUGCAACACUCACUACCGAGUUCCAAACUGCCUCUGGAAGCAACGUCAAGACAAGAACUGUUCGUCGGGAGCUUCAUGAAAUGGGUUUCCAUGUCCGAGUAGCCGCACACAAGCCUAAGAUCACAAUGCGCAAUGCCAAGCGUCGGCUGGAGCUGUGUAAAGCUCGCCGCCAUUGGACUCACUGGAGCAGUGGAAACACAUUCUCUGGAGUGAUGAAUCACGCUUCACCAUCUGGCAGUCCGAUGGACGAAUCUGGGUUUGGCGGAUGCCAAGAGAACGCUACCUGCCCAGAUGGAAUAAUGGUCUGGAGCUGUUUUUCAUGGUUUGGGCUAGGCCCCUUAGUUUCAGUGAAGGGAAAUCUUAAUGCUACAGCAUACAAUGACAUUCUAGACGAUACUGUGCUUCCAACUUUGUGGCAACAGUUUGGGGAAGGCCCUUUCCUGUUUCAGCAUGACAAUGCCCCCGUGCACAAAGCGAGGUCCAUACAGCAAUGGUUUGUCGAGAUCGGUGUGGAAGAACUUGAAUGGCCUGCAUAGAGCCCUGACCUCAACCCCAUCGAACACCUUUGCGAUGAGUUGGAAUGCCGACUGCGAGCCAGGCCUAAUCGCCCAACAUCAGUGCUUGACAUCACUAAUGCUCUUGUGGCUGAAUGGAAGCAAGUCCCCGCAGCAAUGUUCCAACAUCUAGUGGAAGCCUUCCCAAAUAAGUGGAGGCUUUUAUAGCAGCAAAGGGGGGACCAACUCCAUAUUAAAGGCCAUGAUUUUGGAACGAAAUGUUCGACGAGCAGGUGUCCACAUACUUUUGGUCAUGUAGUGUAUGUUUGUAUCUUGGAUGUUCCCCUCUAACUCCUCUCCUCGUUUCUUUCUAUUUCAUAUAGUGCCUAUGAGGUCAUCAAGUUGAAAGGUUACACCUCCUGGGCUAUCGGCAUGUCCGUCGCUGACCUGGUUGAGAGCAUCCUGAAAAACCUCCACAAAGUCCACCCCGUGUCCACCCUGGUCAAGGUAAGAAGACCAUAUGCUGGGAGUCCAUCUGCCAAAUUGGGACAGAUGCAAGGUUGCGUCCUCUAUCAUUGUGUGUGGUUGUAGACUAGGAGUGGAGUAUUUCUUUGAAUGUUUUUUUUUUUUUAUAGUCUCAAGCCGACAUGCAAACUAUAUGCUAAAUUAUAUACUGUACCUAAUGCUUGCUAUGACUGAAGAUGUAAGGAUUAAGUUGGCACACACACGCUAAUACACACUUACACACACCUACCUACCCCUCAUGUACACACAUGCCCCUCCCCCCCACCACACCCAAACCAACACUCCAGCUGUGUUCGGUCCCUAACCAGUUUCUCUCUCCUUGCCGCCAUCCAUCCCCCUCCCUAUCUCAGGGAAUGCACGGUGUGAAGGAUGAGGUGUUUCUCAGCGUGCCCUGCGUACUGGGCAACAGCGGUCUGACCGACGUCAUCCACAUGACUCUGAAGCCCGAGGAGGAGAAGCAACUGAUCAACAGCGCCGAGACCCUCUGGGGCGUGCAGAAAGAGCUCACCUUGUAA
Messenger RNA from Coregonus sp. 'balchen', 11786 nucleotides. Lineage: Eukaryota; Metazoa; Chordata; Actinopteri; Salmoniformes; Salmonidae. The record is from the annotation of a GenBank genome assembly.